AUGACGACAACACGAUAUUUUCCAUUUUUAUCACGAGAUUUUGCACGAUUGUUAGAGACAGGGCAAAAACCCGAUAUAUCAAUAAAAGUUGGUAGUGGAGCAAUGACAAGAAGCUUUCAAGCACAUUCAUUAAUAUUGCAUGCUCGGUCACGAUUAUUUGCCAAAUUGUUGGCGGACAAGUGUACAUAUAGUGCGGGUGAUGGUGCUGAUAAUGGUUUGCCAGUGUUGAACAGCCAAGUACUUGACCAAAUAACACCAGCUGUGUUUGAAAUUUUACUUCGCUAUAUAUAUGGAGGGAAUUUACCACUAGAGAAUAGAGGAGGGCGACACAUACUUGAACUUCUAAUAGGAGCAGAUUUACUAGACUUAACAGACAUUCUACAUGAAAUACAAGAACAGCUAGUAAAGAACAAUAGCGAUUGGGUGGUGGAAAAUUUUGGGAUAAUAAGCAGAACGGUACUCGAACAUCCAAACUUUAAAAUACUAUACGACUGGAAUCAAUUAAGAACAGAUAUCUUAAGUUAUCAUUUGAAACCUGGCUACACACCAAUAACGACAGUAGCACCACCAAGAUACGGCUCAAAAAGUUUAAUGAUUGCAAAAAUGGUCCCGCAUCAUUACCUUGAUUCGACAAUAAUAAAUAAGCGACAUGCUGCAUUACUAUCCCUUUGGAUAGACCGUAGAGAGAACGAAACACCCACAACAUUUCGUCAACCUACCUCCGCCGAAAAUCGCUACGAAUUUAAGUUACUAUGUCGAGGAACCCGCGACGGAUUCACCGCAAAAUACUUUCACCGGUUUUGCGACUCAAAAGGACCAACGAUCACCAUUCUAAAAGUCAAAGAAACAGGUGAACUAAUUGGCGGGUAUAAUCCACUACCGUGGAAAUCAUCAGACGCUGGUAAAUACCAAGAAACGAAUGAAAGUUUCGUGUUCUCUUUUGGGUUGGAUUUCCCGCGGAGUGCUAUUCUAAGUAGAGUGUGUGAGCCAAGUCAAGCGGUAUAUUGUCAUCGUGUGUGGGGACCUAGUUUCGGUGUGUUUGAUCUAGCAUUACAUGGUAAUUUCGCAGAGGACGGGAUGUGUCGUAGUCAACGAGGGCAAUACGAAAACGAGAUACGGUCUUCGGAUAGUGAAGAUUUCUCGGUGGAAGAGUAUGAAGUAUUCCAGGUUAUAGAUCAUCUGCCACAAAAAGACAUUAUUAAUAAUAGAGAAUUAUCAUCACCAUCGUCACGUAAAUAUUUUAUUUAUUCGUUUGUCGUUUUGGGUUUUGCUGGGGUAAUAUUAGCAUUGAGUUUUUGGUUUGUGUUAUCUGAAUAUUGUCCGUGUGGGUUAUUGGAUACUAUUGAACGAUUGAAGAGAACGAUAAUUUCAAUCACUUAA
This is a messenger RNA of Ambispora gerdemannii, 1380 nucleotides long. The record is from the annotation of a GenBank genome assembly. NCBI's taxonomy places the organism in Eukaryota, Fungi, Glomeromycota, Glomeromycetes, Archaeosporales, Ambisporaceae.